Molecule: messenger RNA, 1584 nt
Organism: Symbiodinium natans
Lineage: Eukaryota; Dinophyceae; Suessiales; Symbiodiniaceae
Source: the annotation of a GenBank genome assembly
AUGCCCUCGAAAGCAGAAGUCAGUCUUUUCAUCGCGCGGCCGGAGCUUAUUGAGGUCUUGUGGAACGAGGAAGGGCAGCAGGGAUGCUUGCCCUGCAGCAAUGGCACAACCACCCGACUGCUGCUCAUCUGCAUAUCGAACGAGACCUUCCAGAAGUGCCCUGAGUCGAGCGGAGGUGGCGAGUCUUUCAUUCAAGAUGGUGCUGCGUGCACGAGUUGUGGUGAGGGCCUCUUAUGCCCGAUUGGAAGCACGCUCGAGAAGCUGCGGAAUGCCAGCGGAGAAGAGGACCCACAGGUACUGGAGGGUUACAAUGCCGAUCCAUUGAACCCUCUGCAUGUCUACCGGUGCAGGGUCAACUGCCCAGGGGGGCGCCCAGGCACCUGUACAGGGGGUCAUGUGGGCCUCACUUGUGGUGAGUGUUCCUCCGGCCACUUCUCCAUAGGCGAUGGGUGCAGCGCUUGUGGUGGGGAAAUUGUUGGGCUUUGGAUACUGGCCAUAGCUCUUUUUGUUGCGGGAAUCAUCAGUUUCCACUACCUGCUGUCCUCGCCCUACUCCUCCAAAGCCAGCGUUCUCACUUGCACAACAUGCACAUUGGGAAUGACGGUUGCCGUGUUUCAGAACUUGGGGAUCUUCAAGACGGUGGACAUCCCCUGGCCGAAAGAGUUGGCAGACUUCCUGGCCGUGUUCCGCGUCUUCCUGCUGGACCUGGACCAUCUAGGCUUCAGUUGCCUUGCCGGAGGUCCUGUCCAGCGCUAUGCCAGCAGUUGCGUGGCCUUCUUUGCGGUUAUUGGAGGCCUCUUCACCAUGACUGUCUUGACCAACCUGCUGCUCCCCGAGCGCUUGAGCCAGUGGAAGUGGCAGAAGUGGAAGGCCAUGAGCACCACCGGCCAGUUUCUCCAGGUCGGCUUCACCACCAUGGCCAAUGUGAGCCUUCUGCCCUUUGUGUGCAUUCGCCAUCCAUCAGGGCAGGAAGGAGUUCUCAAGUACACCAGCAUCUUCUGCGGAUCCCCAGAACAUGCAGUGAUGCAGGUCUUCGGAUCCUUCACUCUGGGGCUGUGCUCGCUCUUCCUGGCAGCUUGCUUCUACGCAGCCUGGCAGGCGCCGGUCUGGUCCGGCAUGGCGAAGCAGGGGGCCAUCCGCUUCCUCAUCUUCCGCUUCCGGCCGGAUGUCUGGUGGUAUGGCAUCACUCUUCUGACCCGAGGCCCGCUCCUCUCUCUUCCCGUCGUCUUUGCGCCCAACUAUCCGGUGAUCCAGCUGGUGUGUCUGCUCGCGAUCAUGCUGGCCUCCUUCUUUGCGCAGCUUUGGUUCUUGCCUUGGAAGGCUCCGAUCCUCAACUUGGUUGAUGGUAUCACCAACGCCCAGCUGAUUGUGCUGCUGGGUCUCGGCCUGGGCCGCGUCGAAGCCGAUGGCCCCUCGGUGAGUUUUCUUGACUACGUCGCCUCCAUCACCUCCGCCUCCAUCACCACCCUCCUACUUUUUCUCAUGCUGCUCGCGCUGCUCAGCCUCUGCUACCGCAAGGGCUUGGGCAGCGGCGCCGGCGAGCUCAGAGUCAUGAGCUUUGGGCGAAACUUAGGGAUCUUCUGA